AUGGAGAAGGUUGUUGAUGCUUGUGGUACUAAGCUCAAGAGAAAGGGCACUGUCACUUGUACUAAAUGUUGGCAACAAGGCCACAACAAAAGUAAUUGUGCCAACCACAAGACCCUCCCCCUGGAACUUAUAUUGACAAAAGAUGUUCUGGUGCUACAAACGUGGCCAAUACUUCUUCUCUUAUGCCCACUCCAAGGCAAAAGCUUCCAGUAA
Molecule: messenger RNA, 213 nt
Organism: Prunus armeniaca (apricot)
Lineage: Eukaryota; Viridiplantae; Streptophyta; Magnoliopsida; Rosales; Rosaceae
Source: the annotation of a GenBank genome assembly